AGCUCGGGCGCCUCUGUGCGUUUACGGCGGGGGCGUGGCCCGGCCGAGGCUUAGCCAGACUGCGCGGCCGGACGCCGGCGCCAUGGAGGAGUACGCUCGGGAGCCUUGCCCAUGGCGAAUUGUGGACGAUUGCGGAGGAGCCUUCACUAUGGGUGUCAUCGGCGGUGGAGUCUUCCAGGCCAUCAAGGGCUUCCGCAACGCCCCUGUCGGAAUUCGGCACCGACUGAGAGGUAGUGCCAACGCUGUGAGGAUCCGAGCCCCCCAGAUUGGAGGUAGCUUCGCGGUGUGGGGGGGCCUGUUCUCCACCAUCGACUGCGGCCUGGUGCGCCUGCGGGGCAAAGAAGAUCCUUGGAACUCCAUCACCAGCGGAGCAUUGACCGGGGCCGUGCUGGCGGCCCGCAGUGGCCCACUGGCCAUGGUGGGCUCGGCAAUGAUGGGGGGUAUCCUCCUGGCCCUCAUAGAGGGUGUUGGCAUCCUCCUUACUCGCUACACUGCCCAGCAGUUCCGCAAUGCACCCCCGUUCCUGGAGGACCCCAGCCAGCUGCCCCCUAAGGAGGGUACCUCAGCCCCAGGCUAUCCCGGCUAUCAGCAGUACCACUGAGGAAGUGACUGCCUAUCAUCACCACCGUGGGAGCUCCUCCUCCGUUCCCUCCCCGAUGAUCUACCUCGAAGGGAGGGCUGGCUCCCAGUUGGCCCUGGGACCCUCCAGAGAGGGCCUCUACUCUGCUCCCUUGUCCCAGGGUGGGGGGUGGGGCACCCCAGCUGCCCUGAUGGAUGGGUCCCCUUCUCAGGGCACCCCAACCCCAAAUUCACAUGUAACAAGUUCUCACCCCAGCUCCUUUUCCUCACGCCCUGAUGAGUAUUUAAAGCCAGUUUUGAAAUGCC
Molecule: messenger RNA, 885 nt
Organism: Leptonychotes weddellii (Weddell seal)
Lineage: Eukaryota; Metazoa; Chordata; Mammalia; Carnivora; Phocidae
Gene: TIMM17B
Product: translocase of inner mitochondrial membrane 17B
Biological process (GO): protein import into mitochondrial matrix
Cellular component (GO): TIM23 mitochondrial import inner membrane translocase complex
Molecular function (GO): transmembrane protein transporter activity
Source: RefSeq, a predicted model, not a curated record